Molecule: messenger RNA, 1912 nt
Organism: Rhododendron vialii
Lineage: Eukaryota; Viridiplantae; Streptophyta; Magnoliopsida; Ericales; Ericaceae
Product: 8-amino-7-oxononanoate synthase-like
Exons: 11
Coding region: 111-1562 (483 amino acids)
Biological process (GO): biosynthetic process
Molecular function (GO): pyridoxal phosphate binding
Source: RefSeq, a predicted model, not a curated record
ACUUAAACAUCGUUCCCGGGCUGCUCGCCUCUCUCUCUUGUAACCUCCGCCAGGCCGCCAUUAAACUGCUGCCCACUCAUUCUGAUUGCGUAAAUUUCUACACGCCAAAAAUGGAGAUGAGAUUAUGGGACCACUGUGUAGAAGAAGCACUUUCGAAGUUGGAAUCCCUCAAACUCAUCCGAUCUCUCAGACCCAUUCACCUCUCUAGCGAUGAACGACGAAGACCCAUUGAAAUGGAGCACGAAUUUGGUCUGAAUUCCGAUGAAUUCGAGGUGUUCGACGGAUUGCAGGAAUGGGAUAGAGCGUCGGUGGAAGUAGAGAUGGCCGAGAGUACCUUUCAGAGAUGGGUCCGUGACGUCCCCAGUUCUGGAGAUGAUGCUGACUGUGGCAACAGAGAAGUUGGAAAUGAAGCAGGGGCUUGCUCUCAUCAGAAGUUUAGAAAGCUGCUUUUAUUUUCGGGAAAUGAUUAUUUGGGCUUGAGUACACAUCCCACGAUUUCAAAGGCUGCUGCAAAGGCGGCCUUGGCACAUGGAAUGGGACCGAAGGGAUCUGCGUUAAUCUGUGGGUAUACCAACUACCAUAGACUCCUGGAGUCAUGCUUGGCAUACUUGAAGAGUAAAGAGGAUUGUCUUCUUUGUCCUACCGGCUUUGCAGCCAAUAUGGCCUUGAUGACAACAUUGGGAAGUGUUGGUUCUCUUUUAGCCACAGGGGGAAAACCUUUGAAGGAUGAUAGGGUCGCCAUAUUUUCCGAUGCUCUGAACCAUGCUUCCAUAAUAGAUGGUAUUCGUCUUGCUGAACGACAAGGAAGUGUAGUGGCAUUUGUCUAUAGACACUGUGACAUGUCUCACCUUAAUGCAUUACUAUUGAGAUGCGCAAUGAAGAAAAAAGUUGUUGUGACUGAUAGCUUGUUCAGUAUGGACGGGGACUUUGCACCAAUGGGCGAGCUUUCAAAGCUUCGGAAGAGGCAUGGAUUUUUGUUGGUUAUUGAUGAUGCUCAUGGAACGUUUGUUUGUGGCAAAAAUGGAGGGGGUGUGGCUGAGGAGUUUAAUUGCGAAAGUGAUGUUGAUAUAUGCGUAGGUACUUUGAGCAAGGCUGCAGGUUGCCACGGUGGAUUCAUAGCAUGCAGCAAGAGGUGGAAGCAACUCAUACAAUCCAGGGGUCGUUCUUUUAUAUUUUCGACUUCUACGCCAGUUCCCAUUGCUGCUGCUGCACAUGCUGCUGUUAUUGUGGCCCAAAAGGAGACUUGGCGUAGAAGGGCCAUUUGGAAACGGGUGCAGGACUUCCAUGCUCUCACGGGACUCCCUGUUACAAGUCCCAUCAUCUCUCUUGUCGUAGGGAGUGAAGAGAAGGCCCUUCAAGCUAGUUGGUACCUCUUGAAAUCUGGGUUCCAUGUUACUGCAAUUAGACCUCCAACUGUUCCUCCUAAUUCCUGCAGGUUAAGGGUAACUUUGAGCGCAGCACACACACUGGAUGAUUUGAAGAAGUUCACAGCUGCACUCUCUGAAUGCAUCAACUUCCGAGAUAUGAGUGUCCGCAGCACAAAUGAACACUCAAGGCUAUAGCGAUGCAUAAGAAUGAAUUCUGUGGCUUAAUGUGUCAUUGGAGGAAUAAUUUAAACUUUUUCAUCAUUUUUGUUUGAGCAAGAAUUGCAGUCCUUUAAGGGAGGCUACGCAACACAAACUAGUAGCUUGGUUGAAAGUGAUUUAGAGAUCAUCAACAUUGUAUAUUCAGUUGCCGUUCAGUAGUUAGCUGAUCUAGAAGGUAACAAUAAAUUCUCUCUUAAGUAGAAGGGUCUUCUAAUUCUAAACCAAUAGAUGAGGAUAUUGUUUGAACCUUUGCAUUUAUUGCAUCCGGAAUUUCAUGUGUAAUGAUGUGCCUUAAGUUAACCAAUUAAGCAACAAUUAAACCUGUC